AUGCAGUUCGAUGAGGAUCAGCGGUUUUUCCUGAGAGGCAUUAACCUACGCAACAACGUGCCGAACGAGUUACCGUACCUUCCGGAGCUGUUCACCAAUGUUGAUCGAUUUCUCGAAUGGAUUGUGGACAACAUGAAGGGCAAAGAGCAUAAUGUGCCACUUUUUAACGUGUCCAAAGCAUCAGAUCCUAGGCGUAUUGAUUUGCCCCCAGUACAGGACGGUUCCAAGAGAAGAUCGUUCAAUUUCAGCAACUGUGGAGCUAUCCCGCCAGUAAAUGGGUCUUUCAAUAGUUUUCCAAUUAUCCCAUGGAUGGGUUUCUUAUCUUCAAAUGCAACCCUUAACAUGUCUAGCAAAUGUGCAGUCACUCUUGUUAGCGAAUGGUACGCCGUGAGUUUGGCGGCUUGUUUUAGUGGAGAUAACCUCGAAUAUUCCGUUCUAUUUGGCGUCAAUAGCGUCAAAAUGCAUACAGACUGUACCGAUGCAACAACUGGAUGUGGUGCCCCUACCCAACGAAUUCCAGUGCGCAAGGUCAUCAUCCAUCCACAGUUCGAUAGCUCUGACUACCGCAAUGAUAUUGCGUUGAUUCAGUUUGCAAGAGCGGCGGAUACAUCUCAACCAAAUGUUAAACCAAUCUGCCUUCCAGUGUUGGAUGAAGUACGUAGCUAUGAUACAUCCAGCCUAGUUGCAGUUGGUCAAAACGAGGAGGACACUCGAUUCAUACUUUCCAAUGCAGGUAAUAGGUACGUUGAAUCGACUGAAUGUCAAAAGCGUUGGGAUAGUUUGGCAGUCAAUCUUCCCAUCGAAAAUAGAAAGAUGUGUAUUUUGCUUGAAAUAGCACCUAAUAAUGAGUGUUUCGAUCUACUGAUCGGUUCAUCGCUGCAGACAAUUCAAGUAGUCGGUUCGAACGAAAGACAUUUUCUACGCGGCAUUCUCGAGCUCAAAGCGGUAGUUUGCAAUCUUCACUUUCCACUAGUGUACGCAGAUACAGAUCGUUAUUUAGAUUGGAUGUUGGAGAACAUGGUAGAAACCGAAUUGUCGGCUUAUUCAUUAAGAUCGUCAUACGAUUUGAGGGAAAAACUCAUUUUUACUAAUUAAUAUACCAGUGCCACGAGAAUCGAAGAUCAUAUAAGAAUCCCAAUCGUCAUUUGUUCCAACUGUACGACUGUAUUGCGGUUACGUUACGUCAUAAAUAAACCAGAAUAGUAGAAUUGAAAUCGUAACACAGUGGGCAAAACACCUAAUAAAAUCACGAACUGUCGCAA
Molecule: messenger RNA, 1262 nt
Organism: Anopheles gambiae (African malaria mosquito)
Lineage: Eukaryota; Metazoa; Arthropoda; Insecta; Diptera; Culicidae
Product: phenoloxidase-activating factor 3-like
Exons: 2
Coding region: 1-1095 (364 amino acids)
Biological process (GO): proteolysis
Molecular function (GO): serine-type endopeptidase activity
Source: RefSeq, a predicted model, not a curated record